AUGUCUGGGCUGAUGGGAAAUGGUACGGUGCCGUCUCUCCCGCCGCCGCAGCCCAAGUCGCCGCCGGAGCUGUACGGACGGCGGAGGGAUCUGGCCAAGGUGCAGAUACUGGAGAGAGAAAUUGGUUUUCUUGAGGAAGAACUAAAAUCUAUCGAGGGCCUUCAGCUGGCUUCAAGAUCAUGUAAAGAGGUUGUGGAGUUUGUGACGGCUAAUGUGGAUCCUCUCAUACCCACAACAAAGAAGACUCGAAGAUCAUGCCGAUUCUGGAAAUGGCUCUGUGGAGGAUUAUCGUGUUUCAAAGUUUCGUGGAUUUGCUGUCUUGUGGCGAUCCAUGUGGCGAGUGCCGAAUGCCCAAAUGCAGCUGCUUAUUCUCAUGCUGUAACAUAUCCAAAUGCAGCUGCUGCUCGAGACCAAAGUGUUCGUCUUGUCCGACUUGCUCUUGCACGAGCUGUAAAUGCUGUCCUAAAUGUUUCAGGUUGA
Striga hermonthica is the source of this 480-nucleotide messenger RNA. The record is from the annotation of a GenBank genome assembly. Lineage: Eukaryota; Viridiplantae; Streptophyta; Magnoliopsida; Lamiales; Orobanchaceae.